Molecule: messenger RNA, 4389 nt
Organism: Oncorhynchus masou masou (cherry salmon)
Lineage: Eukaryota; Metazoa; Chordata; Actinopteri; Salmoniformes; Salmonidae
Product: P2Y purinoceptor 13-like
Exons: 4
Coding region: 824-1864 (346 amino acids)
Biological process (GO): negative regulation of adenylate cyclase activity; G protein-coupled receptor signaling pathway
Cellular component (GO): membrane
Molecular function (GO): G protein-coupled purinergic nucleotide receptor activity
Source: RefSeq, a predicted model, not a curated record
UCCUACAGAAAAUACCAUUACACGUGCAUACAGUACGCUGAAAUGGACCGUUUUGUUGGUCGGUGUGACAGCCAAUGUGACCGUUGAAAAUAAAGAGAAAUUGUUAAGUCUUGGAAAGAUUGUAAGGAAAAAAACAGCUGAAUUGGAUAUUUCACUGGUCCAUAUUGAGUGAAGACUGCAGAGUUUUUCUCUUCAUAUUGAGUGAAGACUGCGGAGUUUUUCUCUUCAUAUUGAGUGAAGAUUGCUGAGUUUCUCUCUUCAUAUUGAGUGUUCCCUGUGAAAUUCACAUCUUCAACAUUAAAACUUCAAUCAAAGGAGGGUAAGGACAUUUUCAUUUAUGCAUUUAAUGUAAUUUAUGAUUAUGUUUGACAGUGUAUAACAAUUCCGCAUAACAAUUGAAUAUUUUUUUAUGUCACAGGGAAGAGUAUACAUUGAAGUAUUUCAGUGUAGUUUUUCGUUGAGUGGCCUACGUCACAGCACAUUCUUCUUGAGCUGCCCAAAUCAGACUGAAUGAAUGCAGAUUCAUGUAGGGACAUCAAGUGUAUUUUCAGGAAUUUGGCUCAAAUCUUUGUAGUUGUAGAAACAUAUUUUUAAAGGGAUACAUGUCUUCUGAGUAUCAGCCUAUAGACCCCUGAAUGGAUCCAAAUUUGAAAAUGUGCCUCGGUUGCCAUAGCACCUGUUACUGCACUGAAUGUGAUUCUAAGCUGUUUAGACUCCUUAUGUAAAGCGGAAGGCCAAGCGGAUACAGAGAGAGACGGACGGACGGACGGACGGACGGACGGACGGACGGACAGACAGGUGGAGAUUUACUUUGGGCGUGAGGAUGAACGGCAGCCAAUCAAACCUGUCUCUGAAGUGUGUGCGUGACACCAGUGUGACAGCGGUGGUCUUCCCCUGUCUCUACAGCGCCCUCUUCCUAUUUGCGCUGGUACUCAACUGCCUGGCUGCAUGGAUCUUCUUCAACAUCCGCAGCACCACCACCUUCGUGGUCUACCUGAAGAACGUAGUGGUGGCAGACCUGCUGAUGACUCUGUCCAUCCCGUUGAAGGUCCUCGCAGACGCCGACGUGGGCUCCUGGCGUCUGCGUGCGUUCUACUGUCGCUACUCCGCCGUCCUCUUCUACACCACCAUGUACAUCAGCAUCCUGCUCCUGGGGCUCAUCAGCCUGGACCGCUACCUCAAGAUAGUCAGGCCCUUUGGGAAGUGCGCCCUCCAGAGGGUCGGGGUGGGACAGGCCUUGAGUGCGGCCGUCUGGGCUGUGAUGGUGUCUCUGGCUCUGCCCAAUGCCAUUCUAAGUGACCGCACACCGCUGUUCUCUGGUGGCCGGCUGAAGUGUACCUCUCUAAAGGGUCAGGCCGGCAUGCUGUGGCACGAGGGCUUCAACUACUUUUGCCAAGUGGUGUUUUGGGGAACACUGGCUCUGAUGCUGUUGUGUUACACCUUCAUCAGUCGGAAAGUCUACGAGUCCUACAGAGCCUCGCGUAGUGGCUCCAAAGCGGCCAGCCGCAGGACCAAGGCCAAAGUCUUUGUGGUGGUGGGGGUGUUUUUCAUUUGUUUCGCCCCUUUUCAUUUCGCCAGGGUGCCCUACACUCUCACCCAGACCCGAAACAUGGACAACCACUGUCGGGCGCAAAACGCACUCUACGUUGCCAAGGAGACCACUCUCUGGCUGUCUGCCACUAACGUGUGUCUGGACCCGCUGAUCUAUGUGUUCCUGUGCAGGAUGUUCCGGAAAAGAUUGACUGCCACACUCAACCGCAAGCCCCUCCCCCAGGGCGGUUUGGAGUCACCCACGGCAACCUCCACUCAGCUGGAGAUGUCACAGAUAGUACAUAACAGAAUGUUGGAUGUCAGUUCGGCCUAGAAGCACAACGGACAUGUUUUUUUCCCAGCUCUAUUAAAUUGUAAAUAUAUUUCGGCAAGAUUAACCCCUGGACAGGUUGUGACCAGAGUAAAGCCCUCAAAUAAUCUCUGGAUAAGUGGCUCUGUUACUAAGACAGUGUUGCAGGUCUAAUAGGCUAUAUUUAAUUUAAUUUUAAUUUUACCUUUAUUUUACUAGGCAAGUCAGUUAAGAACAAAUUCUUAUUUUCAAUGACGGCCUAGGAACAGGGGGUUAACUGCCUGUUCAGGGGCAGAAAGACAGAUUUGUACCUUGUCAGCUCAGGGGUUUGAAACUUGCAACCUUUCGGUUACUAGUCCAACGCUCUAACCACUAGACUACCCUGCCGCCCCAAUAUAAACAGUGUUCCCACAUGACCUCUGUGAUAGCCCAUGUGUGACGAGUAUUUUGAAACAAAAUGGCUGGUGUUACAUCCGAUAACUGCAGCAGGGCUUUCUAAAUAUCAUCACCAGACACAAGAGUCAACCCAGACUAAUGUGUCGGUCUCUAAUGAUCGCAAAGUCAUCCUGUCUUUUUUUCUCAGCGUAAUUUACUGUCAGCUCUCACUUCCCUUUUCCUAAUCUUCUCCAAAAAAUACUUUCCUUCUUCUUAAUUUCACCAGAAAGGAAAACAACUCGACUGAGUGCUUUUAGAUAAUGUGAGUGUGACGAUGUAACAUACACGCUUACGAAAUGGUAUGUUGUUUGUGUGUAUAGUAUAGGGUGAUGCAGUUUUCACAUGUUGUUGGAAAGCAAGACAAAAACACAGUUUCUCAGACAUCUCAUGCAAAUACACUACAUGUACAAAAAUAUGUGGACACCCCUUCAAAUUAAUAGAUUCAGCUAUUUCAGCCACACCCGUUGCUGACAGCCAUGCAUUCUCCAUAGACAAACAUUGGCAGUGGGAUGGCCUUACUGAAGAGCUCGGUGAUUUUCAACGUGGCAUCGUCAUAGGAGGCCACCUUUCCAACAAAUCAGUUUGUCAAGUUUCUGCCCUGCUAGAGCUGCCCCGGUCUACUGUAAAUGCUGUUAUUGUGAAGUGGAAACGUCUAGGAGCAACAACGGCUCAGCUGCGAAGUGGUAGGCCACACAAGCUCACAGAAUGGGACCGCCGAGGGCUGAAACAAGUAAAAAUCAUCUGUCCUCGGUUGCAACACCAACUACCGAGUUCCAAAUUGCCUCUGGAAUCAACGUCAGCACAAUAACUGUUCUUUAGGAGCUUCAUGAAAUGGGUUUCCAUGGCCAAGCAGCCACACAAAGCCUAAGAUCACCAUGCCCAAUGCCGAGUGCCGGCUGGAGGGAUGUGAAGCUCACCACAGUUGGACUCUUAAAGCAGUGGGAAUGCGUUCUCUGGUGUGAUGAAUCACGCUUCACCAUCUGGCAGUCCGACGGACGGGAGAAGGCUACCUGCCCAAAUACAUAGUGCCAACUGUAAAGUUUGGUGGAGAAGGAAUAAUGAUCUGGGGCUGUUCUUCAUGGUUCGGGCUAGGCCCCUUAGUUCCAGUGAAGGGAAAUCUUAAUGCUACAGCAUACAAUGACAUUCUAGACGAUUCUGUGCUUCCAACUUUGUGGCAACAAUUUUUGGAAAGCUACUUUCUGUUUCAGCAUGACAAUGUCCCCGUGCACAAAGGGAGGUCCCUUGGUUUGUCGAGAUCGGUGUGGAAGAACUUGGCCCGCACGAAACCCUGACCUCAACCCCAUCGUUGAGGUCAGGGUUUGGGAUGAAUUGGAACGUUGACUGCGAGCCAGGCCUAAUCGCCCAACAUCAGUGCCCCACCUCACUAAUGCUCUUGUGACUGAAUGGAAACAAGGCACCGCAGCAAUGUUACAACAUCUAGUGGAAAGACUUCCCAGAAGAGUGGAGGCUGUUAUAGCAGCAAUGUUCCAGCAUCAAGUGGAAAGCCUUCCCAGAAGAGUGGAGGCUGUUAUAGCAGCAAUGUUCCAACAUCUAGUGGAAAGACUUCCCAGAAGAGUGGAGGCUGUUAUAGCAGCAAUGUUCCAUCAUCUAGUGGAAAGCCUUCCCAGAAGAGUGGAGGCUGUUAUAGCAGCAAUGUUCCAGCAUCAAUUGGAAAGCCUUCCCAGAAGAGUGGAGGCUGUUAUAGCAGCAAUGUUCCAAUAUCUAUUGGAAAGCCUUCCCAGAAGAGUGGAGGCUUUUAUAGCAGCAAUGUUCCAACAUCUAGUGGAAAGACUUCCCAGAAGAGUGGAGGCUGUUUUUACAGCCAAACGGAGACCAACUCCAUAUUAAUGCCCAUGAUUUUGGAAUGAGAUGUUCGAUAAGCAGGUGUCCACAUACUUUUGCUCAUUUAGUGUACCAAUCAGUACACAAAUACUGCAGAGGAAGAAUGGUUGGUUUAAUAAAGAAUGGUUGGUUUGAUAAAGCAUGGUUGGUUUAAUAAAGGAUGAUUGGUAUAGUAAAGAAUGGUUGUUUUAAUAAAGAAUGGUUGGUUUAAUAAAGGAUGAUUGAUUUAAUAAAGAAUGGUUGGUUUAAUAAAGAAUGGUUGGUUUACAGUU